GGCGGGGACGAAGAAGAGUCACAUGAUAAUCAAAGCUCGUGAAAGGAGGGCAAGGAAAAGAGCCGUCACGUGAUCCCGCCGAGCCGCUCCGGCGAGUGGGGAGGGGGUGGCAGGCAGGUGGGUUCUUCUUGCCCCUGGCCAUGGCAUCUCAGCGGCAACCUUACGUGGAUACGGCCCCAAUCCUGACCCAGGCAGAUGACACAGAGGAAGAGGGAAAGGAUGGUCUGCAAACUGGGCAUGAAGGGGAAGAAGAGGUACAGACCCUCACAGGCAUCUCCUCUACACGGGCUGGCUUCAUUGUGGGAGUUCUCUGCUUUGUUAACCUACUGAACUACAUGGACCGCUUCACUGUGGCUGGCGUUCUUCCUGACAUUGAGGCAUUUUUUACAAUUGAUGAUAGCAAAUCAGGGCUCCUACAAACAGUUUUUAUUAGUAGCUAUAUGGUACUUGCACCAAUUUUCGGUUACCUGGGGGAUCGCUAUAAUCGCAAAUACCUGAUGUGCAUUGGGAUCACCUUCUGGUCAAUAGUGACGCUGGGGAGCAGCUACAUUCCCAAGGAGAUGUUCUGGCUGUUGCUGCUGACACGAGGCAUGGUGGGUGUGGGAGAGGCCAGCUACUCAACUAUUGCCCCCACCAUUAUUGCUGAUCUGUUUGUGGGUGACCGGCGAUCCCGCAUGCUCAGCGUCUUCUACUUCGCCAUACCUGUGGGCAGUGGACUGGGCUACAUAGUGGGUUCAAAGGUGAAAGAUGUGGCUGACGACUGGCAUUGGGCCCUGCGGGUGACACCAGCCCUGGGGGCGUUGGCGGUGAUACUGUUGAUAACUGUGGUGCGGGAGCCGCCUCGAGGAACUGUGGAGACGCACUCGGAUGCCCCUCUGCAAUAUACUUCCUGGCCAGCUGACCUGCGGGCCCUGAGCCGCAAUCGCAGUUUCAUAUUGUCAUCGCUAGGCUUCACAGCUGUGGCCUUUGUAACAGGCUCCCUGGCUCUGUGGACACCAACUUUCCUGUACCGCUCACGCCUGGCCGCUGGCACUCUCCAGCCUUCUCCCUCAGGACAUGCUUCUGACUCUGAUAGCCUCACCUUUGGCGUCAUCACUUGCGUGACUGGUGUGCUGGGUGUCAGUGCUGGGGUGGAGAUUUCCCGGCGCUGGCGCCGCACCAACCCUCGUGCUGAUCCCCUGGUGUGUGCAACUGGACUGCUGGGCUCUGUCCCUUUCCUGUUCCUGGCAGUGGUGACUGCUAAGCAGAGCAUCGUUGCCACCUACGUAUUUAUCUUCAUUGGUGAGACCCUCCUCUCCCUCAACUGGGCCAUAGUGGCGGACAUCCUUCUGUAUGUUGUCAUCCCCACACGCCGAUCCACAGCUGAAGCUUUCCAGAUCCUGCUGUCGCAUCUUCUGGGUGAUGCUGGGAGCCCUUAUCUCAUUGGCCUGAUCAGUGACCGAAUCCAAGCUGAUCGCCCCCAAACAUUCCUGUCGCAGUUCCGAAGCCUUGAAUAUGCGCUUAUGGUCUGUGCCUUUGUGGGAGUUAUUGGUGGCGGCUUCUUCCUGGCUACGGCUUGCUUCAUCCAGGCAGACCGUAAGCGCACAGAGCUGUAUGUACAAGGGCAAUUUCACGAGUCACCUGAAGGCGAAGAUCGCAUUGUUGUUCCUCAGGGUGGGCGACCCACCAAAGUCCCUGUCUCUAGUGUCCUGAUCUGAAGCCCGCCCCACUUGGUUCCUUCAAUCUGGGAAAGAAUGAUGGACUUGUGAUCAGCUGAGCAUGGCGCUCACAGGGAGAUGAGGACUCUCUGAAUGGACCCAGGCGGGUGGUUUUGUGGGCAACAGGAGAAGAUCAGUUUUUUUGUGUCUGUGUUUCUGGGAUUUUUAUAAAGCACUAACUUUAUCAA
Messenger RNA from Podarcis muralis (Common wall lizard), 1885 nucleotides. RefSeq names its product SPNS lysolipid transporter 1, lysophospholipid (gene SPNS1). NCBI's taxonomy places the organism in Eukaryota, Metazoa, Chordata, Lepidosauria, Squamata, Lacertidae. Gene Ontology annotation, biological process: transmembrane transport. The record is from RefSeq and is a predicted model, not a curated record. Gene Ontology annotation, cellular component: membrane. Gene Ontology annotation, molecular function: transmembrane transporter activity.